GAGACGGGACGCCGCGCCCGGGCUGACAGGGCUGGGCCGGCCGCGCCCACCCGGCCGCCAUGGAGCUGCCCCUAGGGCCGCGCGACGAUCCCCGCGCCUGGGACGACGACUCGGACCCGGAGCCCUGCCCCGACCCCGACGCACAGGCCGAGGCCUACGUGGCUCGCGUGCUCACUCCGCCAAAGCCGGGGCUGCCGCCGCCGUGCGCCCCGCCGCCGCCGCACGCGCCCGCCGCGGCCCUCGGCGCUCUGGAGCCGCGCGCGGCGUCCCGAGUCCCGGCCGGGGGUGUCCCGGGCCUGCUGAGCCUCCCCCCGGAGUUGCUGCUCGAGAUCUGCGCCUACCUGGAUGCGCGCCUGGUGCUCCACGUCCUGCCGCGCGUGUGUCGCGCGCUGCGCGAUCUCGUGCGUGACCAUGUCACCUGGAGGUUACGUGCGCAGCGCCGCGUGCGCGCGCCCUACCCGGUGGUGGAAGAGGAAAACUUCGACUGGCCAGCGGCCUGCAUCGAGCUGGAGCAGCACCUGGCACGGUGGGCAGAGGACGGGCGCUGGGCUGAGUACUUCUGCCUGGCCAACGGGCACUUUGCGUCCAUUGACUCGGUGCUUCUGCUGCAGGGCGGGGCGCUCUGUCUGUCGGGCUCCCGGGAUCGCAACGUCAACCUGUGGGACCUGCGGCGGCUGGGGGCAGAGCCUGGCCGCGUGCUGGUCAAGGCCCUGGGCACCCAGCAAAACGGCACCCACGAGGGCUGGGUGUGGUCACUGGCGGCCCAGGACCACCGCGUGUGCUCCGGCUCCUGGGACAGCACGGUGAAGCUCUGGGACAUGGCGGCCGACGGGCAGCAGUUCGGCGAGAUCAAGGGCAAGGCGGCCGUGCUGUGCCUCUCCUAUCGGCCCGACAUCCUCGUCACGGGCACUUAUGACAAGAAGGUGACCGUGUACGAUCCCAGAGCCGGCCCCUCGCUGCUCCAGAGCCGGCGGCUGCACUCCAGCGCGGUGCUGGCGCUGCUGGCCGACGACCGCCACAUCAUCUCGGGCAGCGAGGACCGCACCCUCGUGGUCUUUGACCGCCGCGCCAACGGCGUCCUGCAGCGGCUGCAGCUCGACUCCUACCUGCUGUGCAUGUCCUAUCAGGAGCCACAGCUCUGGGCCGGCGACAACCACGGCCUGCUGCACGUCUUCGCCAACCGCCAUGGCCGCUUCCAGCUCGUCCGGUCCUUCGACGUGGGCCACAGGUCGCAGAUCACAGGCAUCCAGCACUCGCUGGGGGCCUUGUACACCACGUCCACGGACAAGAGCAUCCGGGUGCACCUGCCCACAGACCCCCCGCGGACCAUCUGCACCCGCAGCCACCACGACGUGGUGAACGGGAUCUGUGCCGAGGGCAACCUGGUGGUGGCCGCCUCCGGGGGCCUGUCGCUGGAGGUCUGGAGGCUGCAGGCCUGAGGGUGGUCUCGGAGCUGGACUCUGGUCUUGGAGGACUCCGUUCUCGGGGGGCGUUUCCCCCACGCUGGUGCUAGCUCUGCUCCAGCCCCCCACCCCCAGCCCGGGGCCUGGGGCGCCAGGGCGUCUGGGCCGUGGUCGGGCAGGGGGCCCCGGGCUGGCCCGGGCUCGGGGGUGAGGUCGGGGUCCGGGCCCCAUCGGCGAGCCGCUCUCCACCCUCGGGCCCUGUCUGUGUGGUGACUUGGCUGUCCCCGCCGUUCCCGCCUCCACUGUGGCGAAGUCGUGAACCAAGAAAGAAUAAACGUGAUGGAAUGUU
This is a messenger RNA of Choloepus didactylus (southern two-toed sloth), 1752 nucleotides long. RefSeq names its product F-box and WD repeat domain containing 9 (gene FBXW9). The record is from RefSeq and is a predicted model, not a curated record. Gene Ontology annotation, cellular component: preribosome, large subunit precursor. The coding region runs from base 60 to 1439 and encodes 459 amino acids. Gene Ontology annotation, molecular function: protein binding. Lineage: Eukaryota; Metazoa; Chordata; Mammalia; Pilosa; Megalonychidae. The transcript is spliced from 10 exons.